Molecule: messenger RNA, 1719 nt
Organism: Fonsecaea erecta
Lineage: Eukaryota; Fungi; Ascomycota; Eurotiomycetes; Chaetothyriales; Herpotrichiellaceae
Exons: 4
Coding region: 1-1719 (572 amino acids)
Source: RefSeq, a predicted model, not a curated record
AUGGCAACUGCACGAUUUCGUGCACGGCUAGAGCAGGUGCUGCUGUCUCCCUGCGUCACCACUACCAUCGCGACGACAAAGUCCACGGCGCCUGGCGCGUUAUCAGUUGCAUUCCCUCUCCCUCGAGUUUUCCUUCAGUCCAUCGUUAGCAGUUCAGCCGACCACAUUGCAGACUGCUCUAUCAUUUCUUGGGUGCUGGCCUCCAUUGCUCUUCGGAAAUGGGGUUCUUCCUUUUCAUCCUUCCUCGCGUCUAGCAUUCCUACCAUACUGUUCUCUGGCAAGAUGCUCGCCCCCGUCCCGGAGGGCGCUGUCUUCUUCUUGGAAUGGCCAAUGUGGGCGCGCUUAGCUCUUAUCUUAGGUGGUUUGCUUACGGUUAUCCUUACCACCGCCUUCGUGGUCAAGCUGAGGAAUUGGGCGCAGGACAGGAGGCUGGAAAGAAGAGCAGUGGAAGAGCAGGCCGAACGAGGGGAGAUGACAUUGGUCAACUGCUUGGACGAAGAUAUACCUUUCGGCAUCCGCGCUUUGAUUGAAGAUCCCGAAGUUGAAGGGGUGUGGAACGCUCGGACGGCAACUGCAUUACAAUUCGACAGAGCCCGAUGUCCCGCCCCUUCGCAGUUGGCAAUCAGGCCCAUUAAAUACUCGUCGAUUGCUUCUAGCUCAAUAUGCGAUUCCUCAGACAUAGGACUAGCGUCACCGGAAGCGGAUGUUGAUCCACCAGCUGAAUCUUCCUCCUCGAAGAAAGGGAAGACGAUUGUCAUAAGCUACAACGAUCCAUAUAUUCGCGCGGACGCCGCCGAGACCGCGCCAGGUCUGGCAAUUUCCGGUGUUGUGCUCAAUGCGGACCUUAUCACUGACAAUGGUUACACAGAUGGUGUUUCUUCAAUGUCAACGGACACACUGAGCCCGUCGCCCUCAAAAUUGCAGCUUCGUCACAUAACCAACCUUCGAUCUUCGGGAGCACGGAAAUUUGUCAUUGGUAACAAGGGGAGAAACACUCAGGAGGGCCACCAGAGGCCAGAAAGGCGUUCUGAUCCCAAUCCUCUUGAGGGCAUGGAGGCCCAUAGGCGCUUCCAUGCCGCAGAAAGCGGCCAACUACUUCCAAGGAAUCGGCGGCACACUGACAUGAUCCUGACGCCACCGUUUACACCCUCUCUUUCGGACAGCGAUGACAGCGACGACUCGGCAUCCCGUGCUCUAUCAUGGCCUGCUCGAAAUGGCAAUAUCAAUCUCGGCAAACAGUUUUCUCGCAGGGCGGAAAGGAUGGAAGGACCAAGACCCGUGCCUUUCCGCGCGUUCGUCGAGUCCUUACCCACCACCAAACCACCCCCUUCGGCAUGGACGGAGAAGACCCAGGCCAGGGUUGACGCGAAAAUUCUCCCUUCUCCCAAAACGAGCGAGACCGCAUCCAACACUUCUCUGCACACUCCAAGCUCUUCUACAAGUUCAAUAUCCGUGACAACCACAACGUCGCCUUCCGGUUCGCUCUCUAUUGCAAAUACUCGAUCACGGAAAGUCAACGAUGGGUUCGAAGUUCUACCUGCCGGCACACUGGAAAAGGGACCCAGGGUCAAGGACUUUGGGACCCGGCACGAGGACGUGGAGAUGAAGAAGAAGCCUAAGAAGCUACAGAAACGGUCGCGCUCAAGUUCUGAAAGCCGUCGAAGUUCAACAGAGAGUCGGAGGCUCAGCAGCGACAUCUUUCGUUUGCCGGUUUUCUGA